AUGGUUCUCCUCAAAUCUGUCCUAUCGUCAAUGCCAACCUAUCCAAUGUCUUGUUUCAAGCUCCCGAUCAACCUAUGCAACAGAAUCCAGUCUGUGUUAACGAGAUUCUGGUGGGACGCGGAUCCAGAUACUAAAAAGAUGUGCUGGAUCGCCUGGCACAGGCUAGCGAGAAGUAAAAAGGAAGGAGGACUGGGAUUUCGAGAGAUACAAACCUUUAAUGAUGCAAUGCUAGCCAAAUUGAGCUGUAGAAUGCUAAUGAACCCAGACUGUCUCCUGCACCGAAUUCUAAAAGGGAAAUACUUCAUGAGCUCUAAUUUCUUGGAGGCAGAUUUGCAAGAUGCAUCAUCACACGGAUGGAAAGGAAUAAUAGUGGGAAGUGACUUACUGAAGAAAAGGUUGGGAAAAGCCAUUGGUAAUGGCAAAACAACAAGUCUAUGGGAAGAAAACUGGAUAUCCACGUCCCAGCUCCGUAAGCCAAUAGGGCCAGCCCUGGAACACGUUUACAAUUUGAAAGUCUCAGACCUGAUCAACGAAGAUACAAAAGAAUGGAAAGAAGAUAUGAUCAGGGAGAUACUACCCGAGUUUGAAACUGAGAUAAAGUGCAUCAAGCUAAGCCACACGGACGUGGAAGACAGAUUCAUCUGGACACCACAUCCCUCCGGAAACUACACGACAAGAUCGGGAUACCAUUCAUCACUGCCACAACCGAUCAUGAACACACUCUCAACAGAUAUAAGAGAAGACUUUGAUUGGAAUAAGGAGAUUUGGCAAGAAACGUCUUCAGAGAAAUUAAAGCUGUUUCUAUGGAAACUAGUGAAAAGAGCCUUACCGCUAGGAGACAAUCUUGUCAAACGAAAGGUUAUCUCGGAUUCUUCCUGCAUUCACUGUGGAGCCUCGGAAUCAGAGGUACACCUAUUCUUUCAUUGUCCCUUUGCUGUGGAAAUAUGGAACCAGAUCCCCACCUCGAGCUCACUUGACACAACCCAGAUCCUGGAUAUCAUUUCCGGGAUUAGAGCCUCGCGACAUCUGAUCUGCCUCCCUCCUUCGGGAGUUGGUCGCGGACCUCUUUACCCCUGGAUCCUGUGGAAUAUCUGGACAUCACGGAACAGAAGAGUCUUUAAUGAGAGAUCAUUCACUCCACUAGAAACAAUAUCCAACAUCGUCAAAGGAGCUAGAGAGUGGCAAGAAGCACAACCAGUAAAACAAUCAAUACCUGAAUCAACGAGGAGAGCAUGGAGACCACCAAUCCCGACGAACUCGAUCAGAUGUUUUGUCGAUGGAGCAUGGAACAGUGCAACUCUCGCCGCAGGAUUAGGCUGGGUUCUCCAGGACGAACAGGGAAACACCCUCCUCACAGGAUCGGAAGCACAUGCACCAGUGGGUUCUGCUCUGGUUGCAGAAGGGUUGGCACUCCGAAGGUCGCUUCAAUCUGCACUGGAUAGAGGCAUUCAGCGAAUAUGGAUCGCUUCGGACUCCGAAAAUCUCAACAAGAGCAUCAAUUUGGAGAUCAACAUAGCAGAGAUCUACGGUGUGUUACAAGACAUCAAGAAGAUGAAAAGAUCUUUUGAUUUUGUGGACUUUGUGUUUAUUCCCCGUGAAGCUAAUUCUUUGGCGGAUCGUGUAGCAAAAAACUGUUUGUGGGUCUUUUCUGAGAUCCGGGCUACUCUUGGGCCGCUUAUGAAUUAA
This is a messenger RNA of Eutrema salsugineum, 1686 nucleotides long. RefSeq lists its product as uncharacterized. The coding region runs from base 1 to 1686 and encodes 561 amino acids. The transcript has a single exon. The record is from RefSeq and is a predicted model, not a curated record. NCBI's taxonomy places the organism in Eukaryota, Viridiplantae, Streptophyta, Magnoliopsida, Brassicales, Brassicaceae. Gene Ontology annotation, molecular function: nucleic acid binding; RNA-DNA hybrid ribonuclease activity.